AGUUUUGAGGUAAAGAGACAUUAAAAUGAAAUUCAUAAUCGCUGUUGUUGCUUUGUCAACUUUCCAAUGCAUUUUAGGAAAUGUUAUACCAUUUCCUGAAACAAUUCUUGAAGGAACUGAAUAUGGUGACAAAGUUCAGGGUGACUUAAUUUUGACUGCUGAACAAUUUGAUGCCAUGUACAAUAAUUCAACUAAGGCUGGAAAAACUGGUCUACUUUCAUCGAGUUAUCGUUGGCCUAAGAAUUCUGCUGGAUAUGUUCAAGUUCCUUAUACAUUUCGAGCAUCAUCUGGGUUCACUCAAUCAGAAAAAAAUGUCAUCAUCAGUGGAAUGCAAGAAAUUCAAAAAUAUACAUGCGUAAGAUUCAUUCAAAGGACAAGCCAGGCUGAUUACGUUGAAAUAAUUAACGAUAGUGGCUGCUGGUCAUAUCUUGGCAGACGAGGUGGUAAGCAGAGCUUGUCGCUAAUGCGAAAUGUGAAUGGAUAUGGGUGUGUAUGGAAAGCAACUGCAAUGCAUGAAUUAAUUCAUGCUCUAGGAUAUACUCAUAUGCAAAAUCGUUUUGAUCGGGAUAGUUAUGUGAAAGUUUAUUUAGAAAAUGUAACUCCAGAUGCAAGACACAAUUUUGAUAAAGUUAAUCCAUCUUACUACGGAAACUUCAACACCGCUUAUGAUCUCAAUUCCAUCAUGCAUUACGGAAGAAAAUCAUUUUCAUCUAAUGGAAGAGAUGUCAUAGUUCCUUAUGAUGGAAGUAAAAUAAAUGUCAUCGGGCAAGCUCAAAAACUUUCAUCAGGAGAUAUCGCAAGGAUCAAAAACAUGUAUCAAUGUUAAAAAUAAUUCAUUAUGAAGAGUUUUUAAGCAUUUAAAGGAUUCAAAUUCACAUCGGAUAGAUGCAUUAUUUGUAUUCAGUUAAAACUGUUUCACUUAAUAAAGCAAAUUUAUAACAUUUCGAUUCAAAAAUA
This is a messenger RNA of Clunio marinus, 957 nucleotides long. The record is from the annotation of a GenBank genome assembly. Lineage: Eukaryota; Metazoa; Arthropoda; Insecta; Diptera; Chironomidae.